Messenger RNA from Quercus lobata, 804 nucleotides. RefSeq lists its product as uncharacterized. The coding region runs from base 59 to 541 and encodes 160 amino acids. The record is from RefSeq and is a predicted model, not a curated record. NCBI's taxonomy places the organism in Eukaryota, Viridiplantae, Streptophyta, Magnoliopsida, Fagales, Fagaceae. The transcript has a single exon.
GCAAACACAACACCGCGUUCUUCUUCUCAUCAGUCAGUCAAACUCAAAACUCAACACCAUGACCCCAAAAUCCCUCUUCUUCUUCUCCACCACCCUCGCUCUUCUCAUCCUCCUCAUACCCAUCUCUGCCCAAAUCUCCAACCCGAACCCGAAACCGACCCAAUCCCUAUCCGCGGCCCACACUGAGCUUACCAACUAUGGCUUCCCAGUCAGACUCUUACCCUCCUCAGUCCAUGGCUACUCCAUAAACAAGACCUCCAGCGACUUCUCCGUCGAGCUCGGCGGCGACUGCAAGAUCACUCUCCCGCCGGACAACUACCUCGCCACCUAUUCCAGGACAGUCAGGGGAAAGAUCGUUUCGGGUAAGAUCGCUGAGCUCGACGGGAUUCGGGUCCGUGCGUUGUUCAGGUGGUGGUCCAUCACCGGGAUCCGAUCCACCGGCAAAGACUUGGUGUUCGAGGUCGGCAUGGUCAGCGCCAAGUACCCCUCCAAGAACUUCGACGAGAGCCCCGAUUGCGAAGGUAAACACUCCUCUUCGUGAGUGAGCGAGUGAGGUAUGAAUUCAAAUCCCAAUUCAAUUCGCUCUUAAUUAGGGUUUUGAAUUGAUCAGAGAAAUUCGAGACUAAAGUAUGUGUUGUGCGUUAUGAUUAGUAUUGAAUUAACAUCUCUGAGUGAUAAUUCUUAAUUAGUAAUUAUUGAUUUAAAAUAUAAAAAUUGAUUGAAUCGAAUUGUGCUCUAUGUAUCUCGAUUAUUCCUGAAUAUUCUGUAUAGCACGAGCAAAAUAAAAUAGUUGCUGUCUUUUUU